GCACGUGUGAUUCCCAGAAUGAGUUAGUACCUCCCCUCACUUUAUCCCAACUCUUGGACGUCAACGUAAUUCUCAGGUCAGAGACUGUCCCAUCUAUUAGGAACUUCAUCGCCCAGUCUCCAAAAGAGCACGAGUUCUCGAAAACCUUGUCUGGUAUCUUGAAUGUAGAAACUGGUAAUUUAGGCAAAGCAGCUCAGUCACAGACUAUUAUAGAGAGCCAGCCUAAUGAAGUGACUCUCCCACUUCGGGAUGUGCUCAACUUGAUCACACUUGUUAAUUCUAUUGAGGAUGAAGUGGCAGCAGCAGCUUCCAACAGUAGCGACAGCUCUAUCCAAGAUGACAUUAGCUCUCCAUCAAACUCUCCAAUGGGCUCUCUUCCAUCGAGUAUCACCUCCAUGGAUCAUAGGGAAUUUGCACCUCUCCUGAAAGCUUCUCUCUACAAACCACCACCCAAGCACAUCAAACUGCGUACACCAAUUCGUCGACUCAGCCAAAAAGAAGAAGAUGAACUUGAAGAAACUUUACAGGCAGUAUUUUAUAACUCCUCAGAUGCUGAAGAGACUGACACCGAGGGUGAAAAAGACAGUCAAAUAGAGGAAGAGGAAGAGGAAGAGGAAGAGGAGGAACAAAAGAAAACAGAUCCAACCAUGGCAUGACAACAUUUUGAAGCUGGCAACCACGGCAGCCAGUAAGUGCUUAUCUUCAUGUAGUAGGUCUUAGAACCUCUGGGUUCUAGUAGUAUCCUAUACAAGGUUUACUAUGUACCUCACCAGAUGGAAUUAUCCUUAGACAUAUCUGCUCUUCCAUAAUUUUAUUUAUGGUACUAGUAGCUGGAUACAUUCCCUGAGGUAUUAUAGUGCUAUACUGCAUUUACGCUUCACUGUAAGUGAAUAAUUUCUGUUGGCAGAAGUUAUACAAGCUGAAUGUAUCAUUGUUUUGACCACCAGUGUUAUUUUUUCCACACACAUAUUUGGAUAUAUGUGUAGUGAGAAUAAAAACAUUUGCAAGUGAAUUUGCAUUAAAAAAGGUUUAUUCGUUUCAGGCAAAACAAAUUCCCUUAAAAUAAUAGCAAAGCUAUUUUAAAAUUUUAUGUAGUAGAAUAUUUUAACUAUAUUUAAUUGGUAAAUUAGAAAACAAAAUAAAAGCAGCUGCAUUCUUCACUACAGGCAUCUGAAGCAUGAAAGACAACCAACACACAUACGCAUGCAUGCACACGCAUUUAUACAUAAUAUCCCCUCAGUGUUUUGUUAAGCUUUUAUCUUAUCAAAGAUAAUUUUAUUAUUUAAAAAAGGUAAACUGGCUGGCCGUGGUUGCCCAUAGAAUCACUACUUACAGGAGGAGCUGAGAUCUGAUAGUGAUCCCUAUGUAUUCUUCCUUUCACACUGAGUGUUGAAGUUUAUACAGCACUAACGAUAUAUGCCUUAUAUUUUUUUUAGUCACAAAAUAUUACCCCUUUUAACCUGUAGUUGAAAGAAAAUGAAAUACUCUCGAAGAUGAGUCAUAUUAUCAUCUUUGUGCAGAUUGUUCUUGUACAAUUCAGAUACUUGCGUAAUUACCUGUAGUAAAAGCAAGGGAUAUCAGCCUCAAAUAUUUUUACAACAGUGCUACUGUUUUUCAACAGAACUUAUUAAUUACAAUAGUAUGCUGAUUAAAUAUUUAGGGAAUUUCGUUCUAUUUCCCUUUUUGGCUAUUUUUUUAUCAGUUGCUGUUGAAACAGUUUAUCACUAUUUUGCUAGGUCAUGAAAUUAGUUUAAAUGUGAAGUCAUAAAAGUAGUAACUACAGGAGAACAUAACUGGCACGAGACAGUGAGAUAAGACACGCAUAAAGAGCCUAGAGAUCAUAUUAUGAAAAAUGUGUACAGCUGUUUUUCACUGAUGCUCAAAUACUGCUGUGGCUCCGGGGAAUAAGAAUACGAUUGAAACUGAUUUCAAGGAAUUAACAAAAACUUCAUCGGACUGAAAACAUUACAGUACCGAAGAUUUUUCAGCAGCAUUAGCAUAUCACUAUGUGAACCCCCCCCCCUCCUUUUUUUUUAACUGACUUUCUCAUUCUCUAGAUAUAAAUGUUUAGAUUUGUAACAUCUAUUGGCACAAUAUAACAGCAUAGGAAACAUUAAGCAGUUAUUAUAGUGAUGAAAUAUUUCCAUUUUAAUAAGAAUUAUCAAGACAUUAAUGUGGUCGAAUAAUCUGUAUUCAUAUUAAAAAGGAAGCGGUAAACCCGUUUGUGUACGGAUAAAGUAAUAGCAAUCCUUAUGUAAUUACAUGGAUAAUUUGCGUCUUUUCUGCGAAAUGUUGUCUUUAUAUAAGCUUACCUGGCAUGUAUCUUUGAUGCCAUUCUCUCAACAUCUCGCCCUUAUAUUCAGUGUUACAUUAUUUUUUUAUUACUCCAGUACUUUGCGAUCCCAGGUAAAAACUUAUUUGACUUAAAAGAGCUUGAUAUUAUAAUUCAUGUUUGUCUGAUAAUUCACUAAGCCGAGCAAAAACAACAACAAAAAUUAUUUAAAAUAUUUUUUCUCCUGAGUCUGGUAGGCAUAAAACUAUUUUAAUUCAACGCUGCUGGUGCUGUACAUUUAAACUCAGAAAUUAAAAAGGUAGUUGAUCUGCCACAAUAGAUAAUAUUGAUAAAAGAGUACUAUAAACACGGGAAAACGAAAACAGUAAUUAAUGUAUUGUAAAGGGAUAAUAUAGCCACGAGUCAUUAGCUCAUUUUAUCCCGUUUUUAUUGAAAACAGAUUCAAUAUAUAAUGCUUCCGCAGAAGUUUACGUAAAUAGUGUGAAAAGUGAUCCUCAGGCACAGAAUAUUAAAAUAUAUUGGUUAUUCGCUUAAACAUAUACACAAGCCUAUUAACAUCUUGUAAAAUUUAUAUACAAAUUUAUUCCUCACUAUCUUAUGAAGAAGGCAAGUAACAAAUAUAUGGCUUAUAAUAUAAAUUACAGUUGAUUAAUAAUUAGAGAAAUUAUACGAAGUUAAAGAAUAUAAUAAUUUAUUGGAGGCAGUGGAAAUCAAUGAUGUGAGUUUAACUCAAAGAAUAGAAGUGAAGACAAUAAUUGGUAUUGCAGGUAAAUUCAAGGAACAAAAGAGGAGUUACAGUAUUGCGAUUUUAAUAGCCGUGUAUAAAGGUCGAGACAAAAUAAGUUGACUAAGAGGUUGUUUAUAUGUAGAAUGGACGGUAAGUGACGUAACGGUGGAAGGAGAGUAUAGUUCACGAGUGAUCAGAGCUUAAACAUCCAGUAGACAUAUGCGAGCAUGUUAGAAUAGACCUAAUGGAGGCAAAUAAUAUAUGUAUUAUAUACGAUAUAACUGUGCAGAGAAACCCGAUUGUUGAGGUGGGAAGAAGAGUGCAUGCACUCUGAGAUGGGUGGAGAUACUGAGAUUCCUUGUUAUUGCACUGUGAUAUCCGUACAUUUCUGGAAUGAGAUCUAUGAAUCCAAUGAUGGUAAAUGUGAGUUCUCCUGAGUUAAAUUGCUUUGCUGAGAAAUGGACGAUGUGUUAAAAAUCAAUAAUUUUAAGGCCAUCAUUUACAUUAUAUUCCUUCAAACAAUAUGGUAUAUGGAUUAUUAUAUAUUAUUAUAUUCAUGGGAAGCACUUAAAUGGGAGAGUAGCUCCAAUUUCAUGGAUCUAGUGCACACUAUGUAAUGUAGCAUAAUAUGAAGUAACCGUGCCAUGGCCAAAACGUUAAGCUUAGACCUAGCAAUUACACUUAAAUUUAACAAUUUGCUAGAGACCAAAAUAGCUGUGGAUCACAUACGGGUUUUAAGGACCCAAUGGACUAAGCGCACUGCUUGUCUUUCUUGGGUUAUCCUGAGUUAUUAAUACUCUAGGGCUAAUAAUCCUAAUAAACCCUUUUCAUUUUUUUUCUAUAGUGAGGCGUUAUGGUAAUACAGUAUUAGUGAGGUAUCAGAAACUCAAAGAGAUAAUGAUAUACAUUAUUUCAGUAUUACUCGUAUAAACUGAAGGCUGGUACAUGAAACCCACAUCUACUUUGAACUUAAACCAUUAGUAAAACAAGCAACAUGUUUAAUAAAGCUGUAUUUAUGAUCUAUCCUAACCUUUCUAAGUACUGUACUGUAUAAUGACAUACAAUUAUUGUUCCCCCCUCUCUCUCUUAGUCUUCUUUUAAAUGUUUUUAUUUUACACAUCAUAAAACUAUCUUCAUUUAAAGGCUUCAUGUACGGUAGUAAUCUAUUUUAGUGUAGCGUGAUGUUGCAUUAUUAGAAAGUAUACAAGUCACAAAACCGUGGCUGCAACAAUUCAUAACCUACAAACUAGAAAUAAAGCCAGACGAGUUUCGUUAAGUCGUGAGCUAUUAUAAAGUCGUGGCUUCAUUAUGAUUCGAGGUGGACUGAAACGUCGUCCAGCAGCAUCUCGAAUUUGUGGGUUAAAUGAAAAUUUAUUGCAGUGUUGUGUCAUCCUCAUGACCAAUUUCAGCAAAGUUCCUGGUAUCCCUAUGCAUUACUGGUAGCAGAGUAUCGUGCUUUACUGGCUGGUUGAUGUUAAGUUUUCUCUAAUAUGUGUAAGGAUGUCUGUACAUUAGAAAUUUUCUGUAUCAUUUCACUGGUUCGGUAGCAUAGUGCUACGGUACUUUUUCAGCGAGUCAAAGAACGUGAGAAAUAUUUUAUUUACCUACAAUAUCGAUCAGUAGAUACAACAAAAUAGCUUAUAUUUGUUCAAGGUAUUUAUUUCAUGAGUAUACAAGAUAUAUAUUGCGAGGGAUGCAUUUUGCUUGAUGUAUAUUUACAGAGCAGAAGUGUAUAUACACUGAGGGGUGUAGAUAUCGAUAUAUACACCGAGUUUAAAUUAAUUCCUCUUUUAGGGACUAGAGUAUUUUUGAUGUAGUGAUGUACAGGUGAACUGCAGAUAUAACAACAUGAGUAGUCGAAAGGUUUUUAAUCUAAGAAACCAACACACGUUUACAAUAUACAUCCACCAGUUUAACCAGCUCUCAACCGAUGCUUUGAAGGAUGACUGAUUAGACUGUUUCGGUAUUAGUAAUUCGUCUAGUAAAACUGUUAAAAACUACAAUUGUUUAAAGACAGUGAUUAUGUAUGAAUAAUGGUGAAAGUGUUUUUUUUUUUUUUUUUUUUUUGGGGGGGGGGGGGGAGUCACCCUGCCACGGUGGGAAACGACCGACGGAUUAAAAAAAAAAAUGGUUGAACUCUCUUUCUAAAUUAAAUCAACAUAGAAAUGUUUUCAUAAAUAAAUGUCUUCAGAAUCUUAUGAAAUUAAACUUUUUUUAAAUAUCCAUGUAUGUUUUGUGAGUGAAAUACACCAUAAUUAAGUUUAGUAGUUGGGAUGACGUCACUUAAUGACUGACCAGCUUAUAAAAUCACUCAAGAUUCUUUUUUUUUUGCAAUAAUUGAGGCAUUAUUUACAAACGUAGUUUAGUUUAUCUAGCUAGGUAUGAAGCCUAUCAAUUCUAGAUAAUUUAAGCUGUGUAUCUCCUGUACACUAACGAAACAUACUUUAAUAUCUAAAGGAUUAAAGGAAACUCAUUUGGUAUGCAGAAUGAGAUACACAUCUCGGUGUAUAUUCCAGGUCAUCACAUAAGGGUAUAAAUUCCAGACUACGUCCAGUUUUCCAGGUGACAAUUGUGAUGCAGUAAUGCAAAAUGGUAUUACUACUACAAGUUUUCACAUAACUAUUAAACUUAACUUAUUAAGGCCUCUGACAUAUGUAUGUUAUUAUUAUUGUAAUAUUGCGACGACAGUGUAGUGUGAAGAGCAUGAACUUCAAGAUAGAAAUGGUUGCUAGUAGAGGAUAAUACAAUAGGAGACAAUUGUACAAAUAUUGACAAGAGAAUAUACUUGUAUAUAAUUGUUGGUUAUCUAUUGAGUAAUAUAUUGUCAUACACUGUACAGUAUUCUAGUAGUUCCUCAUAGUGCAACUAUCAUUAGUCAAAAUGAGAACAAAUAAUACUAAUUUUUUGUGAUGGUCUUAGUGUGAUUAUGUUGUCAGUGUUAUAAACUACAACAUAACUGUUAUCCCCAAAGGUUGUCAUAGUAGAUUAAGUCUAUGGAUGCUGUCAAGUUUUUAUACUAAGACUUCAUAAGCUUGUUAGCCUCCUCACAGACAGCUGAAGUCUUAUCAACGAAAUUACUGUGGCAGCAUUAACGUUAUAUUUUAUAUUAUGAUGUAAUAGUGUAUUGUGAUAAAAUUAGGCGACGUUUCACUAGGUUAAGUAUUAAGUCAUGAGGGAAAGUACGAAUCUCCUAAUUUAUAAACAAUUUCUAAGAUUUUUCUAAUUCUAAAAUUAAACGCUUGCAAAAGAAAUCAUAACUUGUGUACGUGAAAUGUAUUUAUUUAUUCGAGGCGCCGUAUGAUGACUCGUGAUCAAAUGUGUAGCUAAACUCUUCAUUUUGAUCUUAAAAAAAAAAUUGAACAAUUUUAUCCUCCAUAUAGUACUCAAGAUAUUGUUAAUGUUUUAUAUACUGUACAAAACUAUAUAUAUGUUGCAAAUGUAUUUUUAGUAGCUUUUAA
Messenger RNA from Cherax quadricarinatus, 6478 nucleotides. The record is from RefSeq and is a predicted model, not a curated record. Lineage: Eukaryota; Metazoa; Arthropoda; Malacostraca; Decapoda; Parastacidae.